Molecule: messenger RNA, 2657 nt
Organism: Triplophysa dalaica
Lineage: Eukaryota; Metazoa; Chordata; Actinopteri; Cypriniformes; Nemacheilidae
Gene: gnb3b
Product: guanine nucleotide binding protein (G protein), beta polypeptide 3b
Exons: 10
Coding region: 1624-2640 (338 amino acids)
Biological process (GO): G protein-coupled receptor signaling pathway
Cellular component (GO): cytoplasm; heterotrimeric G-protein complex
Molecular function (GO): protein binding; signaling receptor complex adaptor activity
Source: RefSeq, a predicted model, not a curated record
GAGAGAUGGGGCGGGCGGCUGCGCCGUCUUUUUCUCGCACACUUCCUGCUGCGGGCUGAACGGGGACGGGGAGCUGCGGACGUGCAAUAGCGCGUCACUCUGCGCUCGCGCUCCGUGGGUUUGCGUUGAGAAGAAGAGAAACAGUGAGUUUUUCCACAGGUAAGUCCCAUCCAGUUGGAAACGGUGUGGGUGGCAUAGAAAGAGUUUGGAAAGCUGUCUUGUGGACUCAGCAGUAUAGAGAGAAGAGAAACCUGGUUGACUAGACGUUGGAGCUAUAGAGAAGAAUACUGUGUAGGGGUAGAGAGGUGAGUUGUGAGAGUUCUUUAUCGAUUGAGAUUGUUCUCCUUUUUGGUAAUGCACAAGAAAAAAAAUACAAUGCAUUGUUAAUGCCAACUAGAGGUGUCAAUUGCUUUAUGCAUUUAAUUUUUUCGUGCAUGCAUACUAAACCGAACAAAAACUGCAUUUUAUGAACAAGCCGCUUUCUAGUAGUGUACUUUUUGUCUCCUACAUAAGUAAGUAGUUUUGCCUGAAACUGUAUAAUAUUUGGAAAUGUCUGUUGAAACUUUAUCCAUAAAUGGACAUGCAGCUUAAGCCUUCCGGAGGGGAUGUUGAAGAGUUUGAGGCUGUUCGGAUAGCCAUAGCAAAUAUAUGUUAUAUUGAUGCAUUCUUUAUUUUCUGAACAGAUUGUAUUAUUGCAAAUUGGUAUUUGGUAGGAUUAUCCUAACCUUUAAUAGACCUUGAAAAUGUCAUGUGAUGCAGAUGUCCCAGAAUGUUAAUGAGCACUUUCUUAUAUUUUACUCAAGACCAUAAGGAACAUCUCUAAGACACCCACCACAGUUACAUAUACACCCUGUGGUCUUGUCUUUGAUCUUCCAACCCCAGGUCUCACAUGAUCCUAUCGUAAAGAGCAACCGGUAAUCGGAUAACGGGAUUUGAUAAGCCUCCCCCAACAGCUCCGACAAGAGCUUUUAGCUUUCGUCCGCACCUCAUGUGCAUAAAUAAAACACUUCUCAUCAAAAAUUGAGGCUGUUGUAUUGUUAUUUAAUCCAAAAUGGCUUGAGACUCAAUAUUUCAGAUUAUUACAGUAAAUUAAGUUCAUUAAGAUCUCAGUAGUUUAACUCCUCUGGCCUCCCACAAAGAGGUAAAUUCUUAUAGUAUCCGCAUAAAAUAAAGCAUGGAACAGUGUUACGUUGAUCUCAGAUGGAUUCGACUUAGACGGUCAGGGAUGGGAUGUUCUCUUUAGAUCCGGAUGUCCAGACAAAUACUUUAGCUAAUGAGGGUAAGGUUUACGCGUUGGAUUGUUGUUGAGAGAUUGGUCACAGUAAAAGCAGAAAAGGUAUUUUGCUCUGUUUAAGCUGAAAUUUGGUGUUAUAUAUAGCAGUUGCAGUUAAAAAAUGAACACAACUUUUGCAAAGCAUAAAUCUGUUUUUCAUAACUUGCUUGUUGUGAUAUCACAUUUAAAGUUCACGCUCAAUAGAUGACCAGCUGUUUGUACUGGACAGAUUCAUAAGUCUUCUGAUAAUGUCACUGUGACACUCAUGAGCUUGUUUAGAUGUAUUUUGUUUUCAUGUUUCGUUUACCUCCGGCAGCUUGUGUUGGUAAACAGCCCGGUCAAACGCAGCCAUGGGUGAAGUGGAAAAGAUGAAAAAAGAGGCAGAAGGCCUGAAGACACAGAUCGAGGCAGAUCGCAAAGCAGUCCAUGACACAGACAUGGCGGCAGCCGCCGCUGGCUUGGCUCCAGCCCCUCGGGUCCAACUCAAAACCAGAAGGACGCUGAAAGGCCACCUGGCCAAAAUUUACGCCAUGCACUGGUGUACAGACAACAAACUAAUGGUCAGUGCGUCACAGGACGGCAAACUUAUUAUUUGGGACUCUCACUCUGGUAAUAAGAUCAAUGCUGUUCCCCUCAAGUCCUCAUGGGUAAUGACCUCUGCUUAUGCUCCGUCUGGAAACCUUGUGGCUAGCGGUGGUCUCGACAACAUGUGUACUGUCUACAACCUGAAGACCCCUGUCGUCAAAAUUGUAAAAGAACUGGAUGCACACACAGGUUACUUGUCCUGUGCACGCUUCCUUAAUGAUGCUGAUAUUCUGACCGCCUCUGGAGACACAACAUGUGCAUUGUGGGACAUAGAGACUGGAAAGCAGAAGACGGUGUUCUUGAACCAUAUUGGCGAUUGCAUGUGUCUUGCUUUGUCUUCGGACAUGAACACAUUCGUUUCUGGUGCUUGUGACUCUCUGGCCAAGCUGUGGGACAUCAGAGAUGGCCAGUGCAAGCAAACCUUCCAGGGUCACACCAGCGACAUCAACGCCAUUUCAUUCUUCCCCACUGGAAAUGCAUUCAUCACUGGCUCGGACGACUGCACAUGUAAGAUGUAUGAUAUCCGCUCGGAUCAGGAAGUGAUUGGCUACCAGGAUGCUCAGCUGAACAGCGGGGUGACAUCACUGGCUCUGUCCAUGUCGGGCCGUCUCAUCUUCGCCGGGUAUGAUGACUUCAACUGCAAUAUCUGGGACUCACUAAAGGGGGAGAAAAUCGGAGUGUUGUCUGGCCAUGACAACCGGGUGAGCUGCACCGGAGUACCAUCAGAUGGCAUGUGUGUUUGCACUGGCUCGUGGGACAGCUUCCUGAAGAUCUGGAACUGAGCUGGACCUGAGCACAG